Messenger RNA from Helianthus annuus (common sunflower), 2298 nucleotides. Its product is annotated as ATPase family AAA domain-containing protein 3. Bases 135 to 2009 code for a protein of 624 amino acids. Gene Ontology annotation, biological process: mitochondrion organization. Gene Ontology annotation, molecular function: zinc ion binding; ATP binding; ATP hydrolysis activity. The record is from RefSeq and is a predicted model, not a curated record. The transcript is spliced from 8 exons. Lineage: Eukaryota; Viridiplantae; Streptophyta; Magnoliopsida; Asterales; Asteraceae. Gene Ontology annotation, cellular component: mitochondrion.
CUCCUUGUUCCAAUUUCUUAAAACCCUAAACUUGCAAAAGGGGUUUAUCAUUCAUUUAUGCUUCCACCACCAAAUCUUCAACACAUUCCACUCAAUUGAGGUGUAGAUAGGGUUUACAUCUUUACACUCCGUCAAUGGCGGCUUCAAAGCUCGCAUCGUUGGCAGCUAUGGCGGCCGUUGCUGCCGCAUCAACCACCACUUUCGCCUACGCCGAUGCUCCGUCGUAUCGCUUCAAUCCGUUCGCUCAAUCUCCGACUCCAGCUCAGACGCCUCAAUCGGAUUCGAAGCCUUCAAACGCGGAUCCUAAGCCGGAAGUUGAGGAUUCUAAAGGCGGAUUUGAUCCUGAAGCUCUUGAAAGAGGCGCUAAAGCACUCAGAGAAAUCAAUAGUUCUCCUUUAUCCAAACAGGUAUUUGAGUUGAUGAGAAAGCAGGAGCAAGCUCGUCUUACUGAGUUGGCGGCAGAGAAGGCUCAUCAGGAAGCUAUUCAGGCUCAACUUGAUAUUGAAAGGCAGCAAAAACUUGCUGAAGAGCAAAGGAAUUUAGUACAACAGCAAUCACAAGCUAAGGCCCAGUUAUUGCGAUAUGAAGAUGAAUUGGCUAGGAAGAGGAUGCAGACAGAUCAUGAGGCUCAAAGACAACACAAUGCUGAGCUGGCAAGGAUGCAAGAAGAGUCUUUAAUACGGAAAGAACAAGCAAGACGAGCAACUGAAGAACAGAUUCAAGCUCAACAAAGACAGACAGAGAAAGAGAGAGCUGAGAUAGAGCGUGAAACCAUUAGAGUUAAAGCCAUGGCUGAAGCUGAAGGUCGGGCCCAUGAAGCAAAACUAACUGAGGACCAUAACAGAAGGAUGCUUAUAGAACGAGUAAAUGGUGAAAAGGAAAAAUGGCUUGCAGCAAUCAACACAACUUUUAGUCAUGUUGAAGGUGGCGUGAGGAUGUUGUUGACGGAUAGAAGCAAGCUAGUAAUGACCGUUGGUGGAGUUACUGCCUUAGCUGCAGGAGUUUAUACAACUAGGGAAGGCGCGAGAGUGAUGUGGGGAUACGUAAACCGGAUUCUUGGACAACCAUCAUUGAUUAGGGAAUCAUCUAUGGCAAAAUUCCCAUGGUCAGGGAUAGUAACUAAAGGAACACAAAAAAUCACUAAUUUGGGAAAAUCAAAUUCUGUGGAAAAUAAACAUAAAUUCGGGAAUAUCAUACUUCAUCCUUCUUUGCAGAGGAGAAUAGAGCAUCUUGCUCGAGCUACCGCAAAUACUAAGUCCCAUCAAGCACCGUUUCGCAACAUGCUCUUUUAUGGGCCUCCUGGUACCGGCAAAACUUUGGUUGCUAGAGAAAUAGCCCGAAAAUCGGGCUUAGAUUACGCAAUGAUGACAGGUGGAGAUGUUGCUCCACUCGGUGCACAAGCAGUUACUAAAAUUCAUGAGAUAUUUGAUUGGUCAAAGAAGUCAAAGAGGGGGUUGCUGCUUUUUAUUGAUGAGGCCGAUGCUUUUCUUUGCGAACGUAAUAGCACACACAUGAGUGAAGCCCAAAGAAGUGCGUUAAACGCACUACUCUUCAGAACUGGAGACCAAUCAAGAGACGUUGUUCUUGUUUUAGCCACCAAUAGACCCGGUGAUCUCGACAGCGCUAUAACUGACCGUAUUGAUGAUGUCAUCGAAUUUCCACUUCCACAAGAGGAAGAACGUUUCAAACUAUUGAAACUCUAUUUGCACAAAUAUCUUUAUGAGGAAGAUGACCAGAAGAAAUCCAAAUGGCAUUCCCUUUUCAACAAGAAAACACAAAAGAUAGUGGUUAAAGAUUUGUCUGAUGAUGUCAUUCGAGAGGCUGCUAAAAAGACAGAAGGGUUUUCCGGGCGUGAGGUUGCGAAACUAAUUGCUAGUGUUCAAGCAGCUGUUUAUGGCAGACCAGAUUGCAGUUUAGAUUCCCAGCUGUUCAUGGAGAUUGUUGAUUAUAAGGUUGGCGAGCAUCAUCAAAGAAUCGAGCUAGCGAAUGCAGGUAGUCAGCUAGCAUAAUGAAAUUUAAUUCGGGUGUUACAUACAUGACAUGAAACUUGUUUCUACUUUUAGAGGUGGAAUUCUGUCUCUUGAAAUUUGAAUUUUGAAUUUUGAGCGAGAUAUAGAUAUAGAUGUGAUGGCCUUUAGCAGGAUUUUGAGGAUUGGUAUAGAUGCUUUGGCAGCUAGGGUUUUUGUUGUUUUUUAGCUUGUGUACUUGUUUUCAUAAAAUCGGCCACUAUCUCAGAACUUAUGUAAUAAACCAUUGAUUAUAUCACAUCCGCGAAUUGUAGGGAUACUUUUAUCACCA